Molecule: messenger RNA, 5248 nt
Organism: Lethenteron reissneri (Far Eastern brook lamprey)
Lineage: Eukaryota; Metazoa; Chordata; Hyperoartia; Petromyzontiformes; Petromyzontidae
Product: DBIRD complex subunit ZNF326-like
Biological process (GO): regulation of DNA-templated transcription elongation
Cellular component (GO): DBIRD complex; nucleus
Molecular function (GO): DNA binding
Source: RefSeq, a predicted model, not a curated record
UCGACCCUGACGCCUGCUGUGUAUUUGGAGUUUGCGUGUCUCUCAUCAUCAUCACGGUGGCUCGGAGAUGUUAACUCCCUCGCCUGGUGUACAGGAGGUCGUGGGUUCGAUCCCGACCCUGACGCCUGCUGUAUAUUUUGAAGUUUGCAUUGUAUGGUAACGCAUGCAUUCAAUGGAUUGAGAUCAAGCUUCAGAUUCCUUCGGUGGCAAUUACAUUUCAAGACGUGAUGAUUAUGGUUACAGAGACACUGGCUCGAGGGGUCAUCACCAAGACGUGUACCGAGAGGAAGUGGGGCCGCCAGACGACCAACAUGUGAAACCUACAGCACCGCAGCCAGCCUUCUGACAACGAUGAUCAAGAUCAUCAAGUCUGAUCACCCAGCCGAUCACCCUGGUGGAGAAUUUCGGGACACGAGCCCACAAGACGAAGGGUAUGGCUAUCGUGAGUCUUUUGACUCCAGGCAAGACGCUGAUAACCUAGGCUACAAUAAAUCAGAGUUUUUGGACCAUCAAGGCAGAAGAAGAUUGAGAGGGCCUCAGCAUGGUGGCCAUAACUCACCUCCAGGUGAACCAUAUGGCCCACAAAGUCGAAGGAAUGACUACGAGAUGCAUUACAAUGCACCUGUUCAGCAAGAGCCGUCUGACCGGAGAGGCUUUGGAUGGCCGGGCCAGAAUCGAAGACCUGCCCAUAUGCAAGAAUUUCAUGGGCUAGGAAACUGGCCCCAAUAUAGGGGUCCGGGUAGCAGGGCUGAUUUUGGAAGCAUGAACAACAGGCCAGGCUUUGAAUGUCAAUAUGACAGGCCUAUCUUUGGAGGUCCAAACAUACCAGGUUUUCGAGGUCCUUAUAAUAAGCCAGGCCAUGGAGGUUUGACAAACAGGUCAGGUUUUGGUGGUCAUUCAAAUAACCGAAGCGUCGUAUUUUAUCCAACUGGGAUAGUAAAUCGGCCAGGCCAGUUACGGCCAGUCACACAAACGAGUAGCGUGAAAGCUGAAGGUCAAAAUAAACUUGGAGGCCAACAAAGAAAGGCCUCCAAGAAUACUGCUGCUGUGGAAUCGAAGAAAGCCUCGUAUGCUGCAGCGGGCACAAGCGUUGGCACUCUGCAAAGAGGUAAUUGCACCUCGGGUGGUGGUGGUGGUGGUCGGCAGACCCAUCCACUGUCAAAAGGCAAUGAAGCAGGCAAGAGUGCCAGCCCAGCAUCUGGGCAGAAGGCGAGCAUGUCUGCAGCACCUCCAAAGCCGCCCGGUUCAUCUGCAGCCAUUGCAAGCAAUCUGGUUAAUCCAAACGCCUCGAGGUCUGUGAGGCCCGGCACGAGCCUCAAGAGGACGUUCCCACGAGGAGAGGCUUCGCAGGCAAAACAAUUCAAACCCGAAAUAAAGUCUUCAAGUUCGGCACCGGGGAAAUCGGGACAGGCCACCCCAGAAGGCAGAACGGUGUCUAUCAUGGAGUUUUUGCAAGACAUGGACAAGGUGCAAGACAUAGGAGACGUUUUUGCCAUGUACAAGUGCUUGCUGUGCAAGGUGAAGACUGCGGAGCGCUCCCAGAUGGACGCACACAUGCAGAGCGACAUGCACAAGCACACGCUGCACGACCUUGGCGAAGACCACCCAGACGGGACGGAAAUCUCUGACUUUCUCGAUGCACUGAUGAGCUGGAAGAAUCGGCAGGUAGGCGACAGGAGGAGACGGGCCCAUGGGCCGCUCACAAUGAGUCUAUCUGUUACGACGUCAGGCAAAGCUGGAGCGGAGCUGGAUGAAACCAUGGAGGUGUUGCGCACCUCAUGGUGUCGCGCAUGCGGCAUGUGUGUGCCGUAUCUCGCCAGCAGUUUGCAGGGCCACAUGAACUCGAAGGAGCACAUCAAAAGGAGAGAGGCUUACAACCGGAAGAGGCGGAACCGCGUCGUAACCGUGGCGAAGAGAAUCAUGGGCCAACAGAAACACUCUACCUUUUUCGAAGCGUUUCAAAAGGGUAUAGAUACAUUUGAAAACACGAAGUUCUUUAUUGACAAACAAGGAGACGUAAAACUAUUCCAAAAUAAUCCACUGAUUAAAAAGGUACAAAUAUUUUUGGGCAUCGUGCCAGGCCAGAGCAAACCAAAUGCAGAAAGUAUCACCGAGGAGUGCGCUGAAGACGUUGACCCCAACGAUGCUGAGCCCCAAACAAUCGAGCAGCGUUCCGCCGGCGAGGCUCUGGAGAGAGUAGUAGGUGCCAGCAAAGGGAACGGGGAUGCCUGCGUCAUAUCCUCCACUGUCGAAGCAGCCGUGCGGUGUAACGCUGCGUCAUCAACGCAGGGGAACGAGGCUGUGACCGUGAGUCGGACGAGCGGGGAGAAGGAAGUUCACGAAGAAGCGGCAAUUGAGGAGAAGGGAGAGAGAAAUGUCGCGGGCCGAGUUGUGGAAGGGGAGUUUGAGGGCAAGAUUGAAAAUGUGGUUUACGAGGUCAGUGAAGAGGUGAGUGAAGAGGUCGAAGGGAUCGUAAGCGACACAGAUGAGAACGUGCGUGGCGAUGAUCGUGAAUCUGUGGAGGGUGUGGGGAUGAAGGGCGGCACGGAGGUCACUCGCGCAAAUGACCUGCUUGCGGCGAAAGAGAACCCUGGACAUUUUGUAGAGUCUCUGAAGGGCGGUGGUCCACACGCAGUGCCUACCCAGGCAGAGGGUGCUAGCAGCAACUCCAAACGGGACGUCUCGCUCGUGAAAUGCGCCGACAGGGCGACCGAGAGCCACAAGACAAGCGUUACUCCCGACGUGGGCGUUGAGAGCCCCGAAAAGGUGACGAAUGUGUGCACCGAGGAGGAUGUGAAGAGCAGCAGCGUUGGACAGGGGAGCGAGGAAGGAGGAGGAUGCGGAGUGCCGGCUUCCCGCAGGCCUGCCGCCCGGGGGAGGGGGAGCGGCCCGCGUGCCCGCCGUGGCCGCCCACGCGGGGCCAAGGGCGCCGAGAGGAGCGGUGGCAGGUCCCAGGAGUAGGCGCAUCCCUCUUCUUGCUGCAGAAGUUCACGCUUCAAAUGAAAUCCGGCAGGUUGCCCUCGUUAAUGCUGCGGGGGUGUAUGAACCGUGAAAAGCUACACACGCCCAUCUGCUUGGCACUGCUGAUCACAACACUCAUCUUUUCACACUCUCCGACCUCGGCACGUCUGACACCCCACCCCCCUUUCUUGGCUCAAGUCUCACCUUUUCUUCACGCACAUUUUAAAUCUCCUUCAGUCACUCCGCUUCCUCGCCCUCCACUCUCGGUGUCGGUGUUCCACAGGGUUCGGUUGUGGGUUCCUAACGCUUCUCUCUCGAUAUUUCGGCUCUUGAUUAUAUUAUCUCUCCUGAUUUGAAGCUUUCGUGACUGCAGGGAUUCAUACUCGUUGGUUCUUUCGGUAAAGUCACGUAGGUAUAAAAUAAAAUAAAUCACGUCGUUUCGGGCGCAACAUCAGCCAGCGUCCUUGCACGUCCCUGCCAUCUAAAUCAUUCUAUUUUUUCACAAUUUUGAGUGAAGCCAAGUGCGUUGAGUGAAGGGGCUCUGUAAAUGUGCUGGCAUCAUGGACCACUUCUUUUAUUUGGAGAUUACUUAAUUUGGAUUACACAUUGCAAUCACUGACACCCUAUUGACGGACUAAUACCAAAUAUCAGGCCAGUGGUGAGUCAUCUUGUACCACACAGGGACAGCUGCUACUGGGAGUCCCCCUUUGAAUGGUCAAGAUGUGAUUUGAUGUUGUGUGCUUUGAGUUGCUGAGAUGAAUGCAGAGAUUAUGAAACACUAAGAGAAGUCAGCCAGACCACAGCUUUGAGAAAACGUAGGGCAGUGACUUUUAUAUCGUAAUGGGGAUUCAGUCAACUCUAAAUUGUCCGUGGUUUGAUUAUCCGGGUUGCGGAUUAACCAUGCUUUUGAAAAAAAAACUGCAUUUUUUGAGAUAUACCCUGUGAGGUGGUACGAACUGAAUUUCUGAAAAAGCUCCCAGCACGUGCAAUGAAACGUCGGAUGUUGUGCCAAUCUCAUACGCAGCACAACCCAAAAAUACAUCAGGGAGCUGUGCGGUAUAACCACAAUAACCCCCCACCUAUCGUUGCGCGCACUCUGGUUAUGUUAGUUUCUGUUCUUCCUUGGAAGGUUCAAACAUACGAUUGCAAACAUGUUGGAAAGUGAACCAAUUUAAUAAACAAAGAGACUGCACAUGUCACUCUCAUUCUACGUUAAGUUAACAAGAAAAAGGUGAACUUAGGUAGUAGGUUUUUUUCAGUCAAUAUGAUUUGGCAAAUGUUUUUAUUCAGACUUUCUGCAUCUUGUCCUUAAGAUUAUUCAAGUUGCCAAUAGCCGCGUUCACACUUAUACGCAUGACAGUUUAAUUAAUAGUCUUUGGGUCUUUCGGGAAAGUAACGUAGAUAGGUUCAAAGAUUGUUAUUUUUUUGUUAUUUUAUUUGAACCUAUCUCUGUGACUUUACCGAAAGAUCCAUAGAAUAUGAAUUCCUGCCAGUCACGAAAGCUUCAAGUCAAGUUUAAUGAAUGUGGAGAUGUCGGGCGGUGGGGAGGGUCUUGCGACUGCAAUUUGGCCAGAUCAGUAUGCACCUUCCGACCCACAGGGGGAGCAUACUAAUCUGGCCAAAUGUGAUGCAAGUGGAAGGAAAGAUGAAGAAGGCAGAAGAAGAGGUGGGGGGGGUGAUGUUGUGCGAUCGGACACGCUGGCCCGGAGAGCGGACAGAGAGCUGGCGCAGGACACAGGGCAGCGUGGAGACGGUUGCAAGGACAGCGGAACACGCCACAUGAUGAGUGGGACGAACGCGUGGGAGACGAAGAAGACGAGUAUGAGGCCCUACCCAAAAUGCAACUGAACAAAUAGGUUUUUGUUUUACCCUAAGUUAGGUAGACUUUAUAUUUUCAGUGUGUGUUUGUGUUUUCUUUUGCGGGCCACCGGAUAAUUAUCCAGUGAAAUAGCAGAGGAGGGGUGGCCUGGAAAAGAAAACGCACACUUAGGUUCAAGUUAAAAAUUGAGCCUAUUAAUUUCGAAAGUGAUUUUCCGUUUACAUCCCUGAGACGGUGGUGGAAAUUCCACAUUAUUAUGGCGGGGGCAAGUAUGAACUACUCCGGACGGAUGAUGGGCUGAGUCCACCCCCCCCCCCCUCCUACCAGGAUUUCAACACACGUCCUUCCGAUUACGAGCCACUUCCUAUACCGUCGAGGCAUUUGGCCGGAUUAAUUGUAAAUUAAUAUAAAUUGUUUCUUUUUUUAUCACCUGACAUGAUUUUUUCAUUUUAGAGUUUAGGCCUGAAU